AUGGACAGAGCUGAUGUUCAGGUACAUAAAGCCUUCCAAAAACAGGCGAACGUGAGUAUUAAGAAACUCCAGAAACUGGGACAUAAAGCCAGAUACUGGAAAGAUGUUGGUAUGGGUUUUGUAACACCAAAGGAGGCAAAAGAAGGCCACUAUGUGGAUAAGAAGUGCCCAUUUACAGGAAACGUCUCCAUCAGGGGAAGAGUUUUAAAGGGCAUGGUGAUCUCACACAAGAUGAAGAACACUUUGGUCAUGAGGGUCAACUACCUACAGUAUGUUCCAAAGUACAAUAGGUUUGAGAAGAGACACAAGAACGUUCCUUGCCACGUCUCACCCUGUUUCACAGUGUCAGCCGGUGAUAUAGUAACUGUUGGCCAGUGUAGACCACUUUCAAAAACCGUGAGGUUUAAUGUUCUAAAGGUCGAGAAAAAUGAAAUCUUCGGCAACCCUCGCAAACAGUUCAGACUCUUCUAA
Molecule: messenger RNA, 471 nt
Organism: Theileria annulata
Lineage: Eukaryota; Apicomplexa; Aconoidasida; Piroplasmida; Theileriidae
Product: 40S ribosomal protein S11, putative
Exons: 2
Coding region: 1-471 (156 amino acids)
Biological process (GO): translation
Cellular component (GO): cytosolic small ribosomal subunit; ribosome
Molecular function (GO): structural constituent of ribosome
Source: RefSeq, a predicted model, not a curated record